Monascus purpureus is the source of this 1110-nucleotide messenger RNA. The record is from the annotation of a GenBank genome assembly. Lineage: Eukaryota; Fungi; Ascomycota; Eurotiomycetes; Eurotiales; Aspergillaceae.
AUGGACAGAAGACACACUGCAAACCCUUACACCUCUGUCCAGCAGGACACCCGGUCUGAAGAUCCCUUUGUGGCUCCAGACCCCUUCAUGGCUGCUUUCCAGAACAUAGUUCUCGGAAACUCUCACAGGACCGCUCAGCAGAAUGCGCUAUCUGUGAACCCUUUCAUUGCUGCUCAGCAGGCCACAGUGACCAGCAACGUCAACCCUAGCCAGUCUUAUGGUUAUGGCAGUCUCUCUUGCUAUCCAUACGUUUCCCUGUACCCUGAUCAGACUCAAAUCGGUCAAAAUGCAGCUCUAUUGUCGACUUCCGGGCUCCCUGCGUACCCUUGUGAUGUCGAAUCUGUCUUCAUGCCGCCCGCUGCAAACCAGAAUCUCGAUCGACCUUCGGAACAGAGUAAUCACCAGUCGGCUAGUUAUGCUCUUCCCACCACUACCAAUCUGGCCGCGACCACUUCGGGUGUUGCAAGCCCAUACUCGUCUCCGGAAAAGCCUGCAGGGGCCGGCCCUGGCAGCAGCAUAACUACCUCUCCCUCCAAUCACAAAAAGAAGGGGGGCGGUUGCUCGCCUCGUAAGAGGUUCAAGGAGCUGACCCCGGAGGAGCAGUUGAUGUGGAACAUGAGGCGGGCCAAAUGGACCCUCGAAGAGAUACAGUCAGCUCUUGCGCAGAGGAACCGACACUUUGACAUAAAAAGGAUUUCUGCCGAGAUUGAGCUAAUAAAGAAGAGCCAGAAGCGCCUUUUUCUCAACCAGCUAAGGUCGGGAGAGGAUGAUUGGCAUGAUGGCGAUGACCUUGUCCUUCUUGAUGCUAUUAAGAAAGUGAACACCAGUGGCGCCAAAAUCAAUUGGAUCAACGUUUCACAACAUGUCAAGGAGAUGAAGCCGGUGACGAACUAUUCCAACCAUGCGUGCCGCGACCGGUUCGAGGCUCUCAUGAGAGGCAACGCCAGCAUGCCUCUGGAGCUCCGUCCUAAUCUAUCGGAGAAGGAGCGGGCAGCUAUUGCAAGACGUCGUGCUGAGGAAGCGACCAUCCGCAGGUUCGAGGCUGCACGCAACAAGCUUCACACUGAGCCACUUGUCUCACCGUUCUGGGAUGAAUUUUUCUCUUGUUAA